This is a messenger RNA of Eruca vesicaria subsp. sativa (arugula), 1287 nucleotides long. NCBI's taxonomy places the organism in Eukaryota, Viridiplantae, Streptophyta, Magnoliopsida, Brassicales, Brassicaceae. The record is from the annotation of a GenBank genome assembly.
AUGACGUCGGAGCUGACAUACCGGCGGCGACACAACGAGAUGGAGCAACCAGCCGCCUACUAUGGGAAGCCAAUGAAGUUGAUCCAUUACAUGCUCAGGGAACAGAGACUCGUAUUCGUUCUCGUCGGCAUUGCAAUCGCCACCGUAGCUUUCACUCUUUUCUCUCCAUCCCCCAUUCCCAUUCCCAUUCCCAUUCCUCACUACUCCGAUCAGCUUUCCAUGAGAUCGGAAUCAUCAUCGUUAGCUCAGAGUAGGAGGAUAGAGUACCUAACCGGUGGGAUGGGAUCGGUGGGAGGGAAAAUCCCCCUGGGUCUGAAACGCAAAGGUCUGCGUGUGGUGGUGACGGGUGGAGCCGGUUUCGUGGGGUCACACCUGGUGGACAGGUUGAUGGCCAGAGGAGACAAGGUGAUCGUCGUCGACAACUUCUUCACGGGGAGUAAAGAGAACGUUAUGCACCAUUUCGGUAACCCAAACUUCGAGCUCAUCAGACACGACGUCGUUGAACCUAUCCUUCUUGAGGUUGAUCACAUCUACCAUCUCGCCUGCCCUGCUUCUCCCGUUCACUACAAGUUCAAUCCUGUGAAGACGAUCAAGACGAAUGUGGUGGGGACGUUGAACAUGUUGGGGCUGGCGAAGAGAGUGGGAGCUAGAUUCCUGCUCACCAGUACCAGUGAGGUGUACGGUGAUCCUCUCCAGCAUCCUCAGGUUGAGACUUACUGGGGCAACGUUAAUCCCAUCGGUGUUAGGAGUUGUUACGAUGAAGGCAAACGUACGGCGGAGACAUUGGCCAUGGACUACCACAGAGGAGCCAAUGUUGAGGUUAGGAUAGCUCGAAUCUUCAAUACUUAUGGGCCAAGGAUGUGUAUUGAUGACGGUCGUGUGGUUAGCAACUUCGCAUUAAGAAAAGAGCCAUUGACUGUAUAUGGUGAUGGUAAGCAGACACGGAGUUUCCAGUUUGUCUCUGAUCUGGUGGAGGGUCUGAUGAGGUUGAUGGAAGGAGAACAUGUUGGCCCCUUUAACCUUGGUAACCCUGGUGAAUUCACCAUGCUUGAGCUCGCUAAGGUGGUUCAAGAGACGAUAGACCCGAACGCAAAGAUAGAGUUUAGACCAAACACAGAGGACGACCCACACAAGAGGAAACCAGACAUUACAAAGGCCAAAGAACUUCUUGGUUGGGAACCAAAGGUGGCUCUCCGCCAAGGACUCCCACUUAUGGUCCAAGAUUUCCGUCAACGUGUCUUUGGCGACCAGAAGCAGGACACCACCACUUCUUCAUCAACAGAAUAA